Molecule: messenger RNA, 2424 nt
Organism: Peronospora belbahrii
Lineage: Eukaryota; Oomycota; Peronosporomycetes; Peronosporales; Peronosporaceae
Source: the annotation of a GenBank genome assembly
AUGGAAACACAGUUACGACCACCACAACAAGUGGAUGAACUUGAGUUACUUGAAGAACUGUUAUCAUUUUCAACACGGACUACAGGAGCAGGAAAAGAAGACAAUGUAGUGAUAAAGUCUCCACUGCUUUGUGCACGGUUUGAUUGCAAAAUAGUGUCCAUUCGGUUUCUUCAGAGUAAAGACGAAAGUCGUGCCACACUUGGGGAUCGUUGUCAAAGUGAAAACAAAAACUUUAACGACUCGUUCAAUUCGUCGUCGUCGUCGAUGAAUACGACAACAUCUUCAAGGGUUAGUGAAACUGUAGCUCCAUUACGAUGUAUUGUGGCAAGAGAAGAUGGGAUGGCUUUUUUGUGGGAGUGGCAAGCAGAUUUGUUUCAGUGGGUAUAUCUAAAUAAAUUAUGCUUCUUGGAAAACCCAAAUUUAAAAUGGACACGGCCGGUUGUGGCAUUUACAACAUGCGGUUUACCGCUAGAUAGCAACACGUCAAGUGUUGACAAACGAGGCAACAGUGGAAAUGGUUCUAAUGGUGCGGCGGAAUUAGUGUGGUGGUCAACAGCAGCUAAACACGAGCCUAAGCUAAAAAUUCGACGACUACGUUUUGAACGCACACGUGAUGCACUGCGGGCUACCGAUAUGGUAGUUGGAAGUGCGUUUAUCUCAAAACCAUUGUGUAAUGAUGUUGUUAACCUACUGAGCUCAAAAUUAGGACUUUUUGCAAUUUCCAGAACGCAGGGCAUAUUCUAUCGAAGUUCAGUGGCUUCACUGAAGACUGUGGCUAUUGAUUGGCACAAGAUCUUCUCGCUUGAUGAGGCAUGCGCGGUCCCCGAGAUAUCACAGAUCAUGGUGUGUGUGCACAGCGUGACUGGCGAAAUUGUGAUUCUGCUCCGCGAGUCUGGUGAAAUUUAUCUUGUGACGCCUAAGCCUUCAAACUCGCCUGCUACUUCCCGCAGUGAUAAACGUAAAAAUGGAUCGUGUACCAUGCUUUUUUCUCGAAAGUUAACGACGUUGGCGUGCUGGCCGCAGCUCAUCAGUAGUACAGCUGAAGACCACAAUGACGAGGCUUUUCAUGUGGUAGAUGUUGCUGCACACCGCCACGUCUUCCUGGUGCUAACACGCAGCUUGCUUUAUGUUUACACGCUGAUUGCUGGUAAACUCCUCGAGACCGUAAGCUUGCCAGCUUCAAUAGCAACUUCUUCUGAGCAAUGCGGAUGCAAGUUUUGGACCAUUUUGGGUAGUGCAAGCUCAGUAGGAUUAUGGGCUCCGCGUGGGUUUUGGACGAUCCGCCUGCCUCCGGCAAAGGUAGUUGCUGCUGCAUUACAUCAGACACAGUCUACGAAACAAGAGAGCAGCGAUGAGUCACCGGCGAUUGAAGACCCCGAGGCAGCGUUUUGGGCAGUGAAAGAUUAUGGCACAGGUGACUUGCGACUAGAGGCGGUGCGCUACGCUCUCGACGUUUUGGAGAGAGUGACUCCUUCGGCAAUGGACCCAGCACAAAGUCAUCCCGAAGCCUGGGAAGCAAUCUGGAACACUGUGUCAAGUCCAGCCUUUCUCCUGGCGCUUCUUGAUAAUCGAGCUACAUCUGAGCACAUUGUUCACGAGCUCACACAACACGUAGCCGUGAUCUACAGUAUCGCAAGUGGCAUCCGUUCAUAUGGACGGUUAGACGGUCCAGGUGCUACCAAUAACAAUGGCAACUACUUGCUUCGACUGACGCCUGCGAAUCUUAAGUCGCUGCAUCAUCUCUCCAACUGGAUCGUUUUGGCCAAGCGUAAGCUCUUGCGUCUGGAAGCAAGCAGGAGUAUCUUGAAGUCGUCGUCUUUUGUAUCGUCUCGUAAAGGUUCUGACAGCAGGAAGUUUCAAGCAAUGGGCGAUCUUACUGCUGUACUCGCGAACGAAGAUGACUUGUCCAUUGCACAGGAUAAGCAAAGUACUCUCCAAAGGAAAGAUUCAAUAGUAGAUCCGGAAGAUACGCGUAAUUUCCGACUUAGCCGGAAAUUGCGCCCAAUGAGCAGCUUGCGCUUCGCUGCUGGCUGUAGUACUAGCUCGGAACAGGAAGGGCGGCAAUGGCUUUUACAGCUCGAGUCUUUCCUCUUGAACGGCGUUGCUUUCAAGGACGACUGUCAAUCGAACGUGAUUAAAUCAGAAGCGACACCAAGUCAUCUAUUGUUCCACAGCGAACGCGUUUUGGCCGAUUUCCGUCAUGUUGUAGCGUCUUCAUUUUCGAAGCACAUGUAUCUGGAGUCGAUGAGCCGCUUGUAUCUAUUGCAUGAGCCUGCGUCCCUGCUUCCGUUCAUCCGAUGCGUCGAGCGUUUCUGUCCUCGACUGUUUUCGCUAUCUGGGCACCAAUCUUUGGCUCGGUCGCACGCGGAGCGGGCGCCUGACGCUUUUUCCUCCCUUGGAGAUUUUCACGAGCAAGAUUAUUGA